Messenger RNA from Phacochoerus africanus (Common warthog), 5149 nucleotides. RefSeq names its product mannose receptor C-type 1 (gene MRC1). Gene Ontology annotation, molecular function: signaling receptor activity. Lineage: Eukaryota; Metazoa; Chordata; Mammalia; Artiodactyla; Suidae. The record is from RefSeq and is a predicted model, not a curated record.
AGAGCUUCCUCCUCACUUCUUUUCAGCAGGGCAGUUCUGAGAAGGGAGGAGGUCCCCGCCUGGGUUCCCCAACUCCCUUCUCUUCACCAGCAUCAGGAAAGGACCAGCUCGGGCCAUGAGGCUGUCCCCGUGCCUGGCGUUCCUCUCUUUCCUUCCGGUUGCCCUGCAGCUCUUGGACACUAGGCAGUUUUUGAUAUACAAUGAAGAUCACAAGCGCUGUGUGGAAGCAUUAAGUCCCAGUUCAGUCCAAACUGCAGUUUGCAACCAGGACAAUGAGGCCCAGAAAUUCCGCUGGGUGUCUGAAUCUCAGAUUAUGAGUGUUGCCUUUAAAUUGUGCUUAGGGGUGCCCUCAAAAACCGACUGGGUUCCCGUCACUCUAUAUGCCUGUGACUCCAAGAGUGAAUUUCAGAAAUGGGAGUGCAGAAAUGACACGCUUUUGGGAAUCAAGGGAGAAGAUAUAUUUUUUAACUAUGGCAAUAGACAAGAAAAGAAUAUUAUGCUUUACAAGGGAUCCGGUUUAUGGAGCAGAUGGAAGGUUUAUGGAACCACAGAUGAUCUAUGCUCUCGAGGUUAUGAAGCCAUGUACACGCUCCUGGGCAACUCAAACGGGGCCACCUGUGCGUUUCCCUUCAAGUUUGAAAACAAGUGGUACGCGGAUUGCACGACGGCUGGGCGAUCGGAUGGCUGGCUCUGGUGUGGAACCACUACGGAUUAUGACACCGAUAAGCUAUUUGGAUAUUGUCCAUUGAAAUUUGAGGGCAUUGAGAGGUUAUGGAAUAAAGAUCCACUGACCAGCAUUUCCUACCAGAUCAAUUCCAAAUCUGCUUUAACGUGGCACCAGGCAAGGAAGAGCUGCCAACAACAAAAUGCUGAACUCUUGAGUAUCACCGAGAUCCACGAGCAAACGUACCUGACAGGAUUAACCAGUUCCUUGACCUCAGGACUGUGGAUUGGCCUGAACAGCCUGAGUUUCAACAGCGGAUGGCAGUGGAGUGGUGGCAGUCCAUUCCGAUAUUUGAACUGGCUACCAGGAAGUCCAUCAGCAGAACCCGGAAAAAGCUGUGUGUCACUAAAUCCCGGGAAGAAUGCUAAAUGGGAAAAUCUGCAGUGUGUUCAAAAACUAGGCUAUAUUUGUAAAAAGGGCAACACAACUUUGAAUUCUUUUGUUAUCCCCUCAGAAAGUGAUGUGCCUACCAGCUGUCCGAGUCAGUGGUGGCCAUAUGCAGGUCACUGUUACAAGAUUUACAGAGAAGAGAAGAAAAUCCAAAGAGAUGCCUUGACUGCAUGUAGGAAGGAAGGUGGUGACCUAGCAAGUAUCCACAGCAUUGAGGAAUUUGACUUCAUUAUCUCCCAGCUGGGCUACGAGCCAAAUGAUGAGUUAUGGAUUGGCUUAAAUGACAUCAAGAUUCAAAUGUACUUUGAAUGGAGUGAUGGCACCCCUGUAACUUUCACCAAGUGGCUUCCUGGAGAACCAAGCCAUGAAAAUAACAGGCAGGAAGAUUGUGCGGUGAUGAAAGGCAAAGAUGGGUACUGGGCGGAUAGGGCCUGUGAACGGCCUCUUGGCUACAUCUGCAAGAUGAAAUCACAAGCCCAAACUCCAGGAAGAGUGGAAGUGGAAACAGGCUGCCGGAAGGGCUGGAAAAGACAUGGUUUCUACUGCUAUUUGAUUGGACACACACUUUCGACGUUUGCAGAAGCAAACCAAACCUGUGAAAAUGAGAAGGCUUACCUCACAACUGUUGAAGACAGAUAUGAACAAGCCUUUCUGACUAGUUUGGUUGGAUUGAGGCCUGAAAGAUAUUUCUGGACAGGACUUUCAGAUGUACAGAACAAAGGGACCUUUCAAUGGACCAUUGCAGAAGGGGUUCAGUUCACCCACUGGAAUACAGAUAUGCCAGGACGGAAAGCAGGGUGUGUUGCCAUGAGGACUGGGGUUGCUGGGGGCUUAUGGGAUGUUUUGAGAUGUGAAGAAAAGAACAAAUUUGUGUGCAAACACUGGGCGGAAGGAGUAACUCGCCCACCGGAGCCCACAACAACCCCUGAACCCAAAUGCCCAGAGGACUGGGGCACUUCCAGUAAAACAAGCUUGUGUUUCAAGCUGUUUGCAAAAGGAAAACAUGAGAAGAAAACGUGGUUUGAGUCUCGAGAUUUUUGUAGAGCUUUGGGUGGAGAUCUUGCUAGCAUCAAUAAUAAAGAGGAACAGCAAGCAAUAUGGCGGCUAGUAACGGCUAGUGGAAGCUACCAUGAGCUGUUUUGGUUGGGAUUGACCUAUUCAAGUCCUUCUGAAGGUUUUACUUGGAGUGAUGGAUCUCCUGUUUCCUAUGAAAACUGGGCUUACGGCGAACCUAAUAAUUACCAGAAUGUUGAAUACUGUGGCGAGUUGAAAAGUGACGCUGGUAUGUCGUGGAAUGAUAUUAACUGCGAACAUCUUAACAACUGGAUUUGCCAGAUACGCAAAGGACAAACACCAAAGCCUGAGCCAACACCAGCUCCUCAAGACAAUCCACCGGUUACUGAAGAUGGGUGGGUUAUUUACAAAGACUAUCAGUAUUAUUUUAGCAAAGAGAAGGAAACCAUGGACAAGGCACGAGAAUUUUGCAAGAAGAAUUUUGGUGAUCUUGUUUCUAUCCAAAGUGAAAGUGAAAAGAAGUUUCUAUGGAAAUAUGUAAACAAGAAUGAUGCACAGCCAGCAUAUUUUAUUGGUUUACUGAUCAGCUUGGAUAAAAAAUUUAUUUGGAUGGAUGGCAGCAAGGUGGAUUAUGUGGCUUGGGCCGCAGGUGAACCCAAUUUUGCAAAUGAUGAUGAAAACUGUGUAACCAUGUAUACACAUUCAGGGUUUUGGAAUGACAUUAAUUGUGGUUAUCCAAAUGCCUUCAUUUGCCAGCGACACAACAGUAGCAUCAAUGCCACAGUUACCCCCACCAUACCCUCGGCCCCAGGAGGUUGUAAGGAAGGUUGGAAUUUUUACAAUGACAAGUGUUUCAAAAUCUUCGGAUUUGUUGAAGAAGAGAAAAAUUGGCAAGAGGCACGAAAAGCUUGCAUAGGAUUUGGAGGAAAUCUGGCGUCUAUACGCAAUGAAAAAGAACAAGCAUUUCUUACGUAUCACAUGAAGGACUCCACCUUUAACGCCUGGACUGGGCAUGAUGUCAAUUCAGAGCACACCUUCCUUUGGACGGAUGGACGAGGAGUUCAUUAUACAAACUGGGGGAAAGGUUAUCCUGGUGGGAGAAGGAGCAGUCUUUCUUAUGAAGAUGCCGACUGUGUUGUUAUUAUUGGAGGGAAAUCACGGGAUGCAGAAUGGAUGGAUGACAUCUGUGACAAUAAACGAGGUUAUAUAUGCCAGACUCUGCCUGACUCAUCCUUGCCUCGUUCUCCAACAACGAUUCCAACAGACGGCUUUAUUAAAUAUGGUGAAAGUAGCUAUUCUCUCACGAAAUUAAAGCUACAAUGGCACGAAGCUGCUGAUUAUUGCAAGCUUCACUCUUCCCUUAUUGCCAGCAUUCUAGACCCCUACAGUAAUGCAUUUGCAUGGAUGCAAAUGCAAGCACUUAGUGAGCCUGUGUGGAUCGCCCUGAACAGUAACUUGACAAAUAAUGAAUAUGUUUGGACCGAUAAAUGGAGGGUAAGGUACACAAAUUGGGCUGCCGAUGAGCCCAGACUGAAGACAGCAUGUGUUUAUAUGGAUCUUGACGGCUCCUGGAAGACAGCGAAUUGCAAUGAAAGUUUUUAUUUUUUCUGCAAAAAAUCAGAUGAAACCCCUGCCACUGAACCCCCACAACUGCCUGGUAGAUGCCCUGAGUCAGAGCACACAGCGUGGAUUCCCUUUCAUGGUCACUGCUACUACAUUGAGUCUUCAUAUACAAGGAACUGGGGCCAAGCUUCCCUGGAAUGUCUUCGAAUGGGUUCCUCUUUGGUUUCCAUUGAAAGUGCUGCUGAAUCAAGUUUCCUGUCAUAUCGAGUGGAGCCACUUCAAAGUAAAACCAAUUUUUGGAUAGGAUUGUACAGAAAUGUUGAAGGAAUGUGGCUGUGGGUUAACAACAACCCAGUCUCCUUUGUCAACUGGAACACAGGAGAUCCCUCUGGUGAAAGAAAUGAUUGUGUUGCUUUAUAUGCAUCUUCAGGGUUUUGGAAUAAUAUCCACUGUUCUUCCUACAAAGGAUAUAUUUGUAAAAGACCAAAAAUUGUUGAUGCUGAACCUACUCAUGCAUUAGUCACGACAAAAGCUGAUCCAAGGAAGAUGGUCACUUCCAAGCCCUCUUCCAACUCGGCCGGAGUCGUAGUCAUCGUUGUUCUCCUGAUCCUAACGGGUGCUGGCUUUGCUGCGUAUUUCUUUUACAAGAAAAGGCGUGUCCACUUACCACAAGAGGAAAAUUUUGAAAACACUCUCUAUUUUAACAGUGCCUCAACUCCAGGAGCUAGUGACACGAAAGAUCUCAUAGGCAACAUUGAACAGAACGAACAUGUGGUCAUCUAGCAUCAUGGUGUGAUUUAGGUAUAUUUGAAUUUCAUAAGAUGCUCACUGAGAUGUUAAGGGCUUUCAUUCAAUGUGAUUCUUUCUUUUAAACUUAGUACUGUGUUACACUGGUCUGUCCUUUUUCUUUGCCUAAUUGAAGAAAUAAUUGCUCCUUUUCUAGCCUGGCAAGAUAUUUUCACAAAAGAGGGAUAAGAGUAUUGACUAUUAUGUUAAAAAAUAUCUUAGGUGAAUAUACAGCAUUGAUGUCUAGCUGAUAUCAGAGGCAUACAGAUGAUAAGGCCAACCACCCUCAGCUUCCUGACAUUGUGUAAGGAGUACCCAAGAGAUGUAACCCACUGAAAGGUUAUUCAGUAAUGACAAGACCGUUUUAAAACUCAAAUACAAGUAACCUCAGGUGACACCAACACUUAGUCUUUUUUUGUGUCUUUUACCAAUCUUGAUUUUUUUACUCCAAUUGUCAUUUAGGAUUGUAUUUGUACAUGGCAGAGAGAAUAAGGCAGCCUCGAAUCUUGUUUGCCCCAGGCAGGAUUUUCCAGGCUGAAUAUUGCAGAUGUGUCCUUUGUCCUGUUUUAUGUAUAUCGGAAAUGCAAAGAUGUGAAAUAAAAAUGUAAAUUUGCGUAACUGGAUGUACUUAGAUAAUGUGAAAUAAACAUCAAAGACAAGGUCUAUUUUUAA